Galendromus occidentalis (western predatory mite) is the source of this 1056-nucleotide messenger RNA. Its product is annotated as cAMP-dependent protein kinase catalytic subunit alpha-like. Gene Ontology annotation, molecular function: protein serine/threonine kinase activity; ATP binding. NCBI's taxonomy places the organism in Eukaryota, Metazoa, Arthropoda, Arachnida, Mesostigmata, Phytoseiidae. Bases 1 to 1056 code for a protein of 351 amino acids. The transcript has a single exon. Gene Ontology annotation, biological process: peptidyl-serine phosphorylation; intracellular signal transduction. The record is from RefSeq and is a predicted model, not a curated record.
AUGAGCGGGCCGCCUGAUGAUUCGGGCCCCGUGGGAGCUAAAUCGAGUCAAGAAAUUAUCGACGAACUUAACGCAACUUUAGACGCGGCACUUUCGAAUCAUGGGCGGAUCAAUUACGAGAUUGCUCUUUCCGAGGCUGAGGAAAAAUUCGUGCGGGAAUUCGAGGCCGAUACUUGUCAUGAAGCGGUGCUAAGUGACUUUGAGUUUGGUGGGAUACUGGGUCAGGGGUCCUUCGGAGCAGUUUAUUUAUCUCGGUUCAAAGAUGGAACGAUAUUUGCGCUGAAGCAGCAAGGUUUUACGGAGAACGCUGUCAGUGAGAGAAAGUUUUCGUUCGCUCUGAACUCGCCCUUCAUUGUCAAAGCGCUGUAUGCCUUUCAGCACGAAAACUUGUAUUACAUUGCCUUCGAAUGCGCGAUGUGGUCGAGUCUGUACAAGCAGUGCGAAGUCAUACGCGCGUCGAGGUCCGAAGAGCUUCUGAAGCUCAUAGCCGCUCAAAUAGUUUUAGCGCUGGAGUAUCUGCACCACUGUCGCGUUGUACAUUCGGAUUUGAAGCGUAGCAAUGUUGUGAUCUUUGAGGAUGGUUACAUCAAGCUAUGCGAUUUCGGUUUAGCCAGGCGACAAGAAGUUGGAGAGGUGGCCUUCAGACUGAUGGGGAAGCGGGGAAUGCUCGCCCCGGAGAUAAAGAAAGCUCUACUGACUUCGGCACUGUCCAAAGAUUGGUGGGAUCUAGGAACAAUGAUCAAGGACUUGUUGCCCAGAGACGAUUCCGGUGUGCGGCAGGACUCAACCGCAGCUUCUUCUCAAGAGCAGCGUCCGAGAGUUGCAAGCGAGAGUCUGAGUGAUCUUUUGAAAGGAUUGCACAACUUGAACACUAUCGGGAGGCUGGGCGCAUUGAAAGGCGGCGCGAAGGACGUCAAGGAUCAUGCCUGGUUCAGCGACGUGGAUUUCAUCAAACUUUACUACAAAAAAAUUCCGAUGUUGGAAAAAUUGCCGCCUGAUCUCCAUAGGAUUGAGUGGGCACCGCCAGCGGCUCAAGCCCAGAACGUGCGCUGGUGA